UUGGAAGAAACAGACUCCGCCAUAAAAACUAGGAACUACGAUACAACAACCCAACAAACAUCGUUCCAUUUCCUAGAAUUGGUGAAAUCUCGAUCAACAACAAAAUGGCUAAAGAGGAGACGUUUAUUGGAUCGAUAGAUCAAGGAACAACAAGCACAAGAUUCAUCCUCUACAAUAAGAAAGCUGAAAACAUUGGAUCCCACCAAAUCGAGUUUACUCAGUUCUGCCCACAUGCAGGAUGGGUGGAGCACGACCCUAUGGAGAUUCUCGAAAGUGUGAGAAUAUGCGUAUCAAAGACCAUAGACAAAGCCACCGCUAAUGGAUACAACAUUGACAAUGGCCUCAAAGCAAUCGGAAUCACGAAUCAGAGAGAAACCACCGUUGUUUGGAGCAAAUCCACCGGAAUUCCUCUUUACAAUGCAAUCGUCUGGAUGGAUAUACGAACCAGCUCCAUUUGCAGCGAAUUGGAGAAAAAGUUAUCAGGUGGAAGAACCCAUUUUCUAGAAACAUGUGGAUUGCCAAUAAGCACGUAUUUCAGCGCGAUGAAACUGUUAUGGCUUCUGGAGAAUGUGAAGAGGGUGAAAGAAGCUGCAGAAAAAGGCGACGCAUUGUUUGGAACCAUUGAUUCCUGGUUAAUCUGGAACUUAACCGGAGGCAUAAACAACGGCAUCCACGUCACCGACGUGUCAAAUGCAUCCCGAACAAUGCUUAUGAACAUCAAAACCUUAAAUUGGGACAAACCCACAUUAGAAACACUCAAAAUUCCUUCAUCCAUCCUCCCAAAGAUCAUCAGCAACUCCGAGGUCAUCGGUCGCGUCGGAAAAGGAUGGCCGUUCACCGGAGUUCCGAUUUCCGGUUGUUUAGGCGACCAACACGCAGCGAUGUUAGGGCAAGCCUGUAAAAAAGGGCAUGCAAAAUGCACUUACGGGACCGGCGCUUUCAUACUCUUGAACACCGGUGAGGAAGUAAUCAAAUCGCAACAUGGAUUAUUGACGACUUUAGCCUUCAAGCUCGGGAAAGAUGCGUCCACAAACUACGCCCUAGAAGGUUCAAUCGCCAUCGCCGGAGCUGCGGUGCAAUGGCUGAGGGACAGUCUUGGAAUUAUAAGCAGUGCGAAAGAGAUUGAAGAUUUAGCUUCAGAGGUUGAAUCUACUGGUGGGGUCUACUUUGUCCCUGCUUUCAAUGGACUUUUUGCACCAUGGUGGCGUGAAGAUGCUCGAGGAGUUAUUAUUGGGAUUACUCGGUUUACAAAUAAAUGUCAUAUCGCUCGAGCUGUUCUUGAAAGUAUGUGUUUUCAGGUGAAAGAUGUGUUGGGUUCGAUGCGUAAAGAUGUAGGUCACAGAAAUGAAGGGAGGAAUGAAAAAGGGGAGUUUUCUCUUAGGGUUGAUGGUGGGGCCACUAUUAACACCAUGCUUAUGCAAUUUCAGUCUGAUAUAUUGGGUAUACGAGUCGUGAGGCCGAGUGACAUAGAGACAACUGCACUUGGAGCAGCUUAUGCAGCUGGUUUAGCGGUUGGAGUUUGGAGUGAAAAAGAUGUAUUUUCAAAUGAGGAAAGAAUGAAGAAAGAUAAGACUUUUAGUCCUGUGUUGAGUGAGGAAUUGAGGAAGAAGAAAGUGGAUUCUUGGAUUAAAGCUCUGGAAAGAACUUUUGACUUGGCUGAUUUGUCCCUCUAGUACAAUAUUAUUACCAUUACUUUCUCUCUUAUUAUUCAAGUAAAGAUAGUUGGAGAUUGGUCUUCAUACGUUCGCGAGUGUAUGGUAAUUCUUUACGGUUAAUGGUGAAUGCAAAUUAGAUCGGUAAAAGACGCGGUUGAUGAUUUUUUUUUUCCUAUGAAACGUGU
Messenger RNA from Lactuca virosa, 1840 nucleotides. The record is from the annotation of a GenBank genome assembly. NCBI's taxonomy places the organism in Eukaryota, Viridiplantae, Streptophyta, Magnoliopsida, Asterales, Asteraceae.